Prorocentrum cordatum is the source of this 2283-nucleotide messenger RNA. NCBI's taxonomy places the organism in Eukaryota, Dinophyceae, Prorocentrales, Prorocentraceae. The record is from the annotation of a GenBank genome assembly.
UGGAAAGCCCAUCGCCAGUGAAGGGGUCGAUAGCUCCAGGGGGCUGCAUCCCGAAGCACAGCGGCUACGUUGGAGUUCUUGGGCUGGCCGAGGCAUUGCCGAGGUGGGCCGCCUCCAAGGACGCCAGCCCAAGGCAGGUCCUGAGGGAUGUGUUCGGCCUCAGCGACUUCCGCGACGGCCAGGAAGCGGUCAUCGAGGCCGCCCUAGCAGGGCGCGACGUGUGCGUCUUGCGGUCGACGGGCUCCGGCAAGUCCCUCUGCUACCAGGUCCCGGCCUUCCUCUCGGAUAGCCGCUGCGUUGUAGUGAUUUCACCGCUCAUCUCAUUGAUGCAGGACCAGUGCAUUCAGAUCAACAAGAAGGUGGGCCUUGGGACGCAGCCCGUUGCCGCGCUGUUGAGUUCGGCCAAGGGUGACAAAAAGGUGUAUGCUCGGGUCAUGGGCGGAGAGUACCGAUUGGUGUACAUGGCACCUGAAAGGUUGUUGAAUGGUACCACCCUCGGCGACCUGCAGGAUCUAUCCGCGCGAGGCAUCUUGCAGCUGGUGGCCGUGGACGAGGCCCACUGCGUGUCCCAGUGGGGCCACUCCUUUCGUAGGAAGUACUCGGUUCUCGGUCUCAUCCGCGAUGAACUGCCAGGCAUACCAUUGAUGGCCCUGACUGCAACCGCGACACCCAGAGUCCGCGAGGAUGUCGUCCGGAGCUUGUGCCUCAGGGACCCGCACAUGGACCAGGGCUCUUUCAAUCGACCCAACUUGUUCAUGAAGGUCAUGCCCAAGGGACGAGGCUCCCGGCACAUGCGCCAGGACCUCGACUUCUUGCUGCGCGACAUUUGCGAUGAGGCCCGCUCCCCCGAAGGCAUCAAGCCCACCAUCGUCUACAGCCCCACCCGAGUGCUCGCGGAGAGGAUCGCCGAACUGUUGCAGGGCGGCCUCGCUGGAGUCGAACAGCCCGACGCCGUGGUCUUCUACCACGCGGGCAUGCCCCGCAAGGCGCGCGAUGCGGCUCACCAUGCCUUCCACACGGGCGCGGCCCCUGUGGUCGUCGCCACCGUGGCUUUCGGGAUGGGCAUCGAUAAGCCGAACAUCCGGCGGGUGGUACAUUACGGCCCCCCCCAGAGCAUGGAGGCAUACUACCAGGAGAUGGGCCGCGCCGGCCGCGACGGGCUGCCGAGCGAGUGCGUGCUGCUGUGCCGGGAGAAGGACUCAAGACUUCGGGCUCCCCAAGAUGAUGAUCUGGAAGAGCGGGUUGAGCGACGCGUCGCUUCAGGCGGCCAUGGCCUCGCUGACUGCCCUGCAGGAACUUGCCACACAGGACCUCGAGUGCAGGCGGGCGAGGCUGCUGGAGUUUUUCGGGGAGCGGCUCUCGGGGAAGCCAGCGGGCCGCUGCUGCGACGUGUGCCAGCGGCGUGCGUAGACAUCCCAGAACAGGCUGGCCGACGACCUGGACGUAUGGCAUGACAUUUGGCUCCCAGGUUCCUGCGAUUCGACCUGGGUGGUCAAUCUGAGGAUUGCCGCGAGGUGCCAGCUUGGCGCAGUGAGUAAACAGGCAUUCACCGCCGGCGCCUUCUGUUGGAGUUUCUCAGGGUGCCGCUGAUCCGCAACAACCCAGACCGCUCAUCCGCUGCUGAGGAGGGAGAGAAUCCCAGCUGACAGCAGCACGCCACAUGCUAAGGAGGUAGCGCACUGCGCCGAGGAGAUUCCUAUGGAAUGUACCUCGGAGGAGGAAGACGCCGAGGGAAAACAGGGGGCGCCGUACGCGAGGGGGCUGGAGCACUACGCCGAGGAGAUCCCGAAGGAAAGCCAGCUGCAUGCGGCCGACUCGUGGACCCCCUCGCUUGGUAUCCCCCCCCCCAGUCUGGCCCGCGGAGACGGCCUCGACAAGGUGGAGUCGCCGGAUUCCUGUGUCUCUGUCGCCCUCCGCGCGCGCCCGAGCGGGCGCGCGCGCGCGUCGCGCCCGCGCUGGUUGGCGCUUGGUGGAGAAGAUCGAGGGGGCCUUCCCCCCUCCCCCGUACGCCCUUGUCUUGGCAUCGGUCGGACGUGUGCAGUUUUUUCUUGCGAGGACCAGACAUACGCACGAAACCCACAGAGUGCACGGGGAAUGGACCUCCGAGUGAUGGCGAGUUGUGCGCGCCGCCGGUCUUCGGCGCUCCGAAUUCGACAGCAUGGGCUGCCCUGGUGGGGAGACCGCCCACUGGGCCACCUCGCCGAGCCUUGCCCGGGCCCCAUCCUGUGUCCAGGGCUAUGAUGCUCCAACCUACUUUAGCUUUGAUCGCCAAGAAGAAUUUCG